AUGUAUUAUAAAGCUUUUGGUAGUUCAGCUACAAUUAAUCUAACCGAACAGUAUAAUAAUGAAUGGAUAUUAGAAAAAUUAAAUUCAACAAUAAUUGAAAAAACUUUCGAAACAGAUAAUAAUCAUGUUCGUAUUGUUCAUCAAAGUCAAAUAAUAGGUGAUAAUGAAGAUGAAUUUUAUUAUUCACCACAAAUACUUCAUCAAUGUUAUUCAUGUCCAAAUUUAAAUUCAAAACCAUUAAAUAUUCACAUGCGUGAACGUUCAUAUUCAUUAACAACACUUGAUGCUUAUACACAUUUAAAUAUAACACAUGAUAUAUUAGAACAAAUUUGGCAUUCAUUACUUAAUGUUACAUUUAGUGAUAAAGAUGAUAAUGAAUUAAAUGAAUAUAAAUUACGACAUAUUAUUGGUUUAACAAAUUCUUAUACAAAUAUAAAUCAUUCAACAAUUGAAAAAUCUCAUAGUCAUAAUGAUAUAUUUUCAAUAUUAAAUAAAACAAAUCAAAAAUCUAUAACAAAAAUAAAAUCAAAAUCAUUUGAUAUAACAUCAUUAAUAAAACAAUCAUCAUCAUCAUUAUCAACAAAUAAUUCUGUUAAUAUUGGUCUUUUACAAGGUGCUGAUAUAUCAGAACCAUUUGCUGAUCGUUUAAUAUCAAUAUCAAUACAAUCUGAUCUUGAAAGUAUGCAUUCAUUAGAACAUGAACCAAUAUCAAAUGAAAAUUCUCUAACAUCACCUAUAUUAAAAGAACCAUUAAAUUAUGUUUUUAAUUUUACAAAUCAAAUUGAUAAUAAUGAUGAAUAUGAUAUAGAACCAAUAAUUGAAAAUGAAGAUAAAUCAAUAAAUAUAUCUGUUACAUUUGAUGAUAAUGAUGAUGAAGAAGAAAUAAUUUUACCUAUUAUACAAAUACAUGAUACAUAUACAGAAUUAUCAUUAUUUCGUCCACAUUCAUUAUCAACAAUACCAAGUUCAAGAGCAAGUCAAUAUGCAUCAAGUGUUGAUAGUGAUGAUAUAUUUGAACAUGAACGUCAUUUAAAUAAAGAAAAUUUUGAUGAUAAUUAUCAAUGUCAUAUUAGUGAUGAUGAUCAUGGAGUUAUUGGAUCAGAAUUUUCUUCACCACAAUCGAGACCACUUUCAUCAAUACAAAGUCAACCAUUAUCACCAGAACAAAAUCAGGGUAGCCCAAAAGUCAUUCAAUAG
This is a messenger RNA of Rotaria sp. Silwood2, 1197 nucleotides long. The record is from the annotation of a GenBank genome assembly. NCBI's taxonomy places the organism in Eukaryota, Metazoa, Rotifera, Eurotatoria, Philodinida, Philodinidae.